AUGAUAACUAAUGCUCCUGCAGGAAGUAUUGGAAGUACCAACCCAUCCGGUUGGUCAAACGAGUCCAUGUUUGUGAAAUUCCUUCAGCGUUUUAUCAAACAAGCAAAGCCUACCAUAGAGCAGCCUGUCAUUCUCAUAAUGGACAAUCAUGAAAGUCAUAUUUCGGUACCCGCAAUACAAAAAGCCAAAGAUAAUGGCGUAAAGUUUAUUACUUUACAUACACAUGCUAGUAAUCAUAUGCAACCAUUAGACAAGACAGUUUUUGGACCUUUCAAGACUUAUUUUAAUAUAGCGGCUAAUGAGUUACUAAUGUCUCUGGUAAUGUGGGAAAACCAUUAA
This is a messenger RNA of Hydra vulgaris (swiftwater hydra), 339 nucleotides long. RefSeq lists its product as uncharacterized. The record is from RefSeq and is a predicted model, not a curated record. Gene Ontology annotation, molecular function: DNA binding. Gene Ontology annotation, cellular component: nucleus. NCBI's taxonomy places the organism in Eukaryota, Metazoa, Cnidaria, Hydrozoa, Anthoathecata, Hydridae.